UCCACGCAAUGCUGCACGCCGCGCGGCGCGGCGCGGCGCGGCUCCGGCUGCUCCGCGGCGACGCCCUGCUCGCAGGGCUCCUGGCCGCCCUCGGCCCGCUCGCCUCCGGCUCAGACGACGCGGCGAGGUUGGGGGAGACGUGCGCCGAGGCGGCGCGGCUGUGGGCCGAGGCGGGCGCCACUCUGGGGUGACACUUGGUGGCCCGACGCCUCGCCGUUUGGGGGGAGCGGCACCCUCCUGCGUCCUGGCUCCUGCGGAGUGCUCCUGCACAUUGAUCAGAGCAGCCUCAUGCACCAACCGCUCGCCAACUCUUUGAUCUGAGGUAACGGAGGUAAGGUAAAACCUCUCCAC
Emiliania huxleyi CCMP1516 is the source of this 351-nucleotide messenger RNA. RefSeq lists its product as hypothetical. NCBI's taxonomy places the organism in Eukaryota, Haptophyta, Isochrysidales, Noelaerhabdaceae. The record is from RefSeq and is a predicted model, not a curated record. The annotation marks the transcript as partial. The transcript has a single exon.